GCUUCUCGCAGGGUGACUCCGGGCGCCAGCUGGGGCCUCAGACCCGCACACGCGCGCCCCCUGGCGGCGACUAGGCGCCGGACCCUCCCCCGCGGCGCGCCGGGAAGUGGACGGAAAGCGCGGGGCCGCGGGGCGGAGCCUUUCGCAGCCCGAUGGAGGGCGAGGUGCCCGGCUUCUUGCGGGCCCUCCAGGCUCAGGGCAGACCCGAGGUGCGGUCGCGGGUGCAGGAGCAGGACUUACGGCAGUGGGGCCUGACGGGGAUUCACUUACGUCCUUAUCAACUGGAGGGAGUCAACUGGCUAGCCCAGUGCUUCCAGUGUCAAAAUGGCUGCAUCCUGGGAGAUGAGAUGGGCCUGGGUAAGACCUGCCAGGCUAUUGCUCUCUUCAUUUACUUGGCAGGAAGAUUAAAUGAUGAAGGACCAUUUCUGAUUCUUUGUCCCUUGUCUGUUCUGAGCAACUGGAAAGAAGAGAUGCAGAGAUGUGCUCCAGGUCUUUCCUGUGUAACAUAUGCAGGUGACAAGGAGGAAAGGGCCCACCUUCAGCAAGACUUAACACAGGACUCACACUUUCAUGUGCUGCUGACUACUUAUGAGAUUUGCUUGAAAGAUGCACUAUUUCUAAAAUCCUUUUCUUGGAGUGUUCUUGUUGUGGAUGAAGCUCACAGAUUGAAAAACCAAAGCUCUCUGCUGCAUAAGACACUUUCAGAGUUCUCAGUGGUCUUCAGUCUCCUGUUGACUGGAACUCCCAUACAGAACAGCCUCCAAGAACUCUACUCUCUCCUCAGUUUUGUGGAGCCUGAUCUCUUUUGCAAGGAGCAGGUAGAAGAUUUUGUUCAGCGUUAUCAGGAUAUUGAGAAAGAAUCUAAAUCAGCAAGUGAACUGCACAGACUCUUGCAGCCAUUUCUGUUGAGGCGAGUGAAAGCUGAAGUAGCUGCAGAGCUUCCCAAGAAGACUGAAGUAGUGAUAUACCAUGGCAUGUCAGCGUUGCAGAAAAAAUACUAUAAGGCUAUUUUGAUGAAAGACUUAGAUGCAUUUGAAAAUGAGAUGGCAAAGAAUGUUAAACUUCAGAACAUUUUGUCCCAGCUUCGAAAAUGUGUGGAUCACCCAUAUUUGUUUGAUGGUGUGGAGCCAGAACCUUUUGAAGUUGGAGAUCAUCUGAUUGAAGCAAGUGGGAAGCUUCACCUACUGGAUAAGCUCUUGGCAUUCCUUCAUUCUAGGGGCCAUCGGGUUUUACUUUUCUCCCAAAUGACCCAGAUGUUGGAUAUUCUUCAAGACUAUAUGGAUUACAGAGGCUACAGCUACGAGCGUGUGGAUGGUUCUGUGAGAGGAGAAGAGAGACACUUGGCCAUUAAGAACUUUGGACAGCAGCCCAUUUUUAUUUUUCUCCUGAGUACCAGAGCAGGUGGAGUUGGCAUGAACUUGACAGCAGCAGAUACUGUUAUUUUUAUUGACAGUGAUUUUAAUCCUCAGAAUGACUUGCAGGCUGUUGCCAGGGCUCAUCGAAUUGGCCAGAACAAGUCUGUUAAAGUUAUUCGGCUGAUUGGCCGAGACACUGUGGAAGAAAUAGUCUACAGGAAGGCAGCCUCCAAGCUGCAGCUCACCAGCAUCAUCAUAGAAGGUGGCCACUUUACUCUAGGAGCCCAGAAGCCUUCAGGUGAUGCUGACCUCCAGUUGAGUGAGAUACUUAAAUUUGGCUUGGAUAAACUGCUGUCCUCUGAGGAGAGCACCGUGGAUGAAAUCAACCUGGAGUCCAUCCUGGGAGAAACCAAAGAAGGCCAGUGGGUCUCUGAUGCUUUGCCUGCAGCAGGAGAAGGGAGCGAAGAGCAAGAGGAAGGAAAAAACCACAUGUACUUAUUUGAAGGUAAAGACUAUUCUAAAGAGCCCACUAAGGAAGACAGAAGAUUGUUUGAACAGCUAGUGAAUCUGCAGAAAACCCUUUUGGAAAAAGCAAGUCAAGAGGGCCGGUCACUCCGAAAUAAAGGCAGUGUUCUUAUCCCAGGCCUUGGGGAAGGCUGUAGCAAAAGGAAGCGGAUUCUGAGCCCUGGAGAACUGGAGGACAGACAAAAGAAAAGACAAGAAGCAGCAGCCAAAAGAAAGAGAUUGAUAGAGGAGAAGAAGAGAGAGAAGGAAGAGGCUGAGCAUAAGAAAAAGAUGGCCUGGUGGGAGUCCAACAAUUACCAGUCUUUCUGCCUGCCCUCCGAAGAGAGUGAGCCAGAGGACCUUGAGGCUGGGGAAGAAGAGAGUGCUGCUGAGCUGGAUUAUGAGGACCAAGAUUCAACCUGCAUCAAGUAUGUCAGCGGUGAUGUCACCCACCCACAGGCCGGGGAGGAGGAUGCUUUCAUCGUGCACUGCGUAGAUGAUUCUGGUCGCUGGGGCAGAGGUGGUUUAUUCACAGCUCUGGAAACACGAUCAGCUGAACCAAGAAAAAUAUAUGAGCUGGCUGGAAAAAUGAAAGACUUGAAUUUGGGAGCUGUCCUUUUAUUCCCUAUUGAUGAUAAAGAGUCAAGGAACAAAGGGCAAGAUUUGUUGGCUUUGAUUGUGGCUCAGCACCGUGAUCGUGCUAAUGUCCUGUCUGGCAUUAAGAUGGCAGCCCUAGAAGAGGGCCUAAAGAAGAUAUUUGUAGCAGCAAAGAAAAAAACAGCAAGUGUUCAUCUUCCACGUAUUGGGCAUGCCACAAAGGGUUUUAACUGGUACGGUACUGAGCGCCUUAUUCGGAAGCAUUUGGCUGCAAGAGGCAUCCCAACUUACAUAUAUUACUUCCCUAGAAGCAAGGCUUCUAUUCGUCAGUCACAGUCCUCAUCUUCCUCCUCAACACAGCUGAUGCCUUAACAGUUGGCCCAAUACCAGAUCUAGUCUUUAGCAACCAACUACUAAGCUAUUUGCUCAGAGUAACUGUCAGAGUACUUGAAAAAUGUAUUAGGAUCUGGUGGAUCUCUGAGAUGGUCUGUUUUCUGAAUUUGAGCUUUAAUGUUCUGGGUGUGUUACUCUGAUCUGGUACCUGUAAUACAGGGAUUCAUUACUUAUUUGGGAAAGCCUCUGGUCUUUAGUUUGCAUAAAUAUCUGCAUAAAAAUAAAUUUUAUCUCUCUAAUAA
Messenger RNA from Chinchilla lanigera (long-tailed chinchilla), 3091 nucleotides. RefSeq names its product chromodomain helicase DNA binding protein 1-like (gene Chd1l). NCBI's taxonomy places the organism in Eukaryota, Metazoa, Chordata, Mammalia, Rodentia, Chinchillidae. Gene Ontology annotation, molecular function: ATP-dependent chromatin remodeler activity; ATP binding; DNA helicase activity. The record is from RefSeq and is a predicted model, not a curated record. Gene Ontology annotation, biological process: chromatin remodeling; DNA repair. Bases 153 to 2828 code for a protein of 891 amino acids. The transcript has 23 exons. Gene Ontology annotation, cellular component: nucleus.